This is a messenger RNA of Gigantopelta aegis, 3504 nucleotides long. Its product is annotated as HEAT repeat-containing protein 3-like. The record is from RefSeq and is a predicted model, not a curated record. Gene Ontology annotation, biological process: ribosomal large subunit biogenesis; protein import into nucleus. The transcript is spliced from 17 exons. Lineage: Eukaryota; Metazoa; Mollusca; Gastropoda; Neomphalida; Peltospiridae. Bases 84 to 2027 code for a protein of 647 amino acids.
UGGCUGCUGCCAGUUCAGCACGUGUUUGUUUGUAAACACGAUGACAGCUGGUCGUGAUACUUGUAUCACGAGACUUUUUAUUUAUGGGUAAAAGCAAAAAGAAGAAGUUUAAGGCUCCAAAGCCUCAGCCAACAGGCCUGCCCAGUGUGAAGAACUUGGAAGCGGACAUUGACGAAUCGGAGGCUAACCUGGCAGUGAAAGAACCGAGCGGCACAGUAGCUGAGAUUAUAGAAAAGCUGCAGAGCCCAAACACAGAAGAUAAGGAAGUGGCCUGCUCAACUCUUGCUAACUUGGUGACUCAGAAUGGCGCCAUCCCAAUUCUUCUGCAGCAGAAUGUUAUUAAAAUUCUGGCUCCACUAAUAGUGGACACAAAUCCUCAUAUCAGACAUGUGGCAUUAGGUGCUCUCAGGAACUUCAGUGUUGAUGGCGGGCAUGAGGUGUGUGAGGAGAUGAUCCAUAAAGAUGUUCUUACUCCUCUUGUCGCAUUCUUUCAAAAGUGUGGUGUUGGCUGGAUUCCCGAGAAGUGUGAAGGGAAGAAACACACAGACACUACAUCACAGAUCUUUACAGAAGCGGUGCAUCUGUUGUGGAACUUGUGUGAGGGGAGUGACCUGGCAGUCUCUGUUUUCAACAAGGAGAACCUAAUGCAGUAUUUGUUUCCGUGUCUUCAGCCAGAUGUGUAUGGUUAUGCUGUUGCUGUGGCUGUUGCCCAGUGUCUGCACACAGUGACUGAGGAUAACAAAAUGGCUGCCUCGUUUUGUAGACAAACUGAGAGUCAGUCUCUGUUACAGAAAGCCAUCUCACCAGAUGAGUGCUCCGAGAGUGUUCUGCUGUCCAUCCUAGCUACAGGAAUUCUAGUCAAUGCAUACAGUGGUGAGAUGUCGUCUGCAUCCGGUGAAGUUGUCAACAGAAUCAUCGCCACUGCGGUCAGCAUCCUGUCUAUCAAUACACAGAGUCUCAUCGAGUCCGCUGUCGACAGUGUUAAUCAGAAUGGAAACAGUAUGAAUGGAGAAGAUGGUGUUCUUGAAGAAGAGAGGAAGUCAUGGCCGAAGGGGAAACUCAAGGAUGUUCAUAAUAUUCUAACCGCUCAACAAGUGUCCUUGGAGAUCAUGGCUAACCUGUGUUGUUCUGAAGAUGAUUCUUGGGAAGACAUGGACAGCUGUGCGUCGAGUUCGUCAGACGACAUGCCGGCAGACAUUGAAAUGGAAGAAAGCAAUGACACCUCUUCUUUCACUCCACUUUGUGUUCCAACAGAAGUUCACAGUGCAUUUGAACAUCAUGACCUGCUCUCUAAGGUACUUUCUGCUGCACAGCCACUGAACGAGAAGAUCCUAGAGCUCUUGGAAUGCUGCCCAGGUGGCAACAAAAUCAUUAAAAGCUUGUCAACUGUUCAAGUUCAUGCCCUGCUGUGUGUCAACAACAUUGUAAACGCAAUGGAGGCCGGGGUUCUUGGCGGCCUGGCAAAUCUGCAUAAGAUGUGGGACGGGUUGGUGCAGCUGUCGCUGUCAAAGCAAGCGACAGAGAAGUUGGAUCUGCUUGAGGCCGUGACCAGUGCGAUGAGAGCGGUCAUUCAGAAACUAGCAGAGCUGGAUUCUCCAAAGUUUUCAGAGGUCACCCGUAAUGACCUGAACUUCCUGUUUAACCUGUCACAGCACUGUGAGGACAAACAGGUGCGAGUGAAUGCGAUACGAUGCAUGUCCACCAUCGGCUGCCUUCUCACCAAGAAUCAACAGCUGCACACUUUAUUAAAAGACAUGGGUGUUUUCCUGCUGGACUUGAUUGGCCAUGACUCUGAUCUGUGGAUCGUGGCAGAGGCACUGGAUGCGACGUUUGAUAUAUUUGGAGAGGACCACCUUGACCCCAUUGUGGUGGAGAUCGACCUUGUUGACAAACUCCGAAAGAUACUGCCCAUGUUGAAGUCGAGGAUUAACAGCCAGCGUGAAAACCUUGGUGAACACUACCCUGUGAUUUCCACUGCUAAGACGAACCUCGUGCGCUUCAUCAAAUACAAGUCGUCACAACACUGACUCGACUCACACGAUUUUGUCUUCCUCUCGGUCAUCUUUCCUUCCUUUCAUUUUUUAAAGAUACUUAAAUGUAUGCAAUCACUUUCCUGCAUGUCAAAUAAGCUUGCAUUUCUCCAGCCCUAAAGGUGCACUUUCACCAUUUGACUUGAAGUAACAAUCUGCAGCAUGCUGUUUGAUUCUAUAUUCAGAGUGAAGACAGUGGUGUUGUGAGGUGAUAUGGUGUGUUGAUAAGGGAUGAAAUAUAAUGCCUUCUCCCGUCCAAAGAAGAAAAAUCUACACCAUAAUUCUAAUAUUAGAUUAAUAUUUCUUGUAGUUAAAAUAUUUUAAUGGCCAUGAUUUUAUUGGAUUGAGGGGGUGGGGGGUGGGGUGGAUUUAGCUCAGUUGGUAGAGCGCUCAUUUGAAGUGCUUGGGUUUUAGGAUUGACACUCGGCAGAACCAUUGGAUUUUUCCCCAUCCCAACCAGUGACUGGUGUAUCAAAUAUGGUAUGUGCUGUCCAGUCUAUGGGAAAGUACAUAUAAAUGAUCCCUUACUGCUAAUGGACAAAUGUAGCAGGUUUCCUCAGAAUUACCAAACAUUUGACAAUGAUGGCCAAUGAUUAAUUACUAAGUGUGUUCUAAUGGCGUCAUGAAACAAAAAUGGACUUUUAACUUAUGGGAUCAGUUACAUUUUGGAUACAGUGAUUAAUUUACCACCUCACCCCGAUGCCUUUUGAGUCGUGAACAUACAGUUAAUCAGAUAGGGAAAUGGGAACUUCCAAUGCUUUGUAUUCCAUUUUAGCUUGUAGUUUAACAGUCACAUGCUGCAAAUUGUUAUUAAAAGUUAUAUUGUUAGAAUGCACCUACCCUUCUAUCUAGUUCUGUCCUCUAUUUACCAACGUCAAGUCAAAACCAAGACAUCAUUUUUAUGGUGUAAUUUUCUACAUGCUGAGUGGUCUGAUAAAAUACUUUGAGCACCUAAAGUGUUCACAAUAAUUAUGCAUGCAAUUUAUCUCAUUUUAAAAUAUUAAGGAGUUUUUAUAUGCCACAUACUAUAACUUUUUAUAAAAAUAUUUUUAGGGGUUUGUUAUUGCAUGGAAUAGUUUCGUAUCCAUUUUUAUUAAAACAAAAAAUAUUCUUGUACUCUUCAGAUGUCAUUACUGAAGGGAGAAAAAUCUUUAAUAUUCUUGGCUGUAUUGCCAUAAGCAGCCAGGUCCAAAGAAAUUACAAUAUUGUUAAUUUGCUGCAGGUAUGUUACUGAAUUGUUUUGUACUAUGACAUUGUCAUAAAGGUAUUAUUUUAAACUGUAGCUUUAUCAGUCCUGUUAACAUUUGAGAAUGAGUGAGAGUCAGCAGAUCAUUCUCGUGAAUAGUUAAUGCUACAAAUAGUGGUGUUAAGUACUUAGACAUUAUGCAUUCAAUUCAUACAUCUACUUGUAAGACAGAUGGAAAAUGGAGGAAAUUGUUUUGCACAAAUGAUAUUAAAAUAAAAAUCAAUUUUU